This is a messenger RNA of Amaranthus tricolor (Joseph's coat), 2167 nucleotides long. RefSeq names its product receptor-like kinase TMK4. The coding region runs from base 707 to 2167 and encodes 486 amino acids. Lineage: Eukaryota; Viridiplantae; Streptophyta; Magnoliopsida; Caryophyllales; Amaranthaceae. The transcript has 2 exons. The record is from RefSeq and is a predicted model, not a curated record. Gene Ontology annotation, molecular function: protein binding.
GCCACACGUGUAAAUUUAUUACCAUGGAAGUUAUUAUGAUAUUCAAUGUACUUCAUCCAAAACUUGUAGAAGAAUGUGCUAUGUCUAUUCUAUAAACUCCGUGCAUUGGAAACAAUGUUUGGCGCAAGAUAAGAUGUCAAAGACCAAACAAUUAGUCCGCUCUUGCAUGUAGGAGAUUAUCCUUACCUUGGAAUAAUAAAAACUAUUAUUAAGCUAUUAUUCAAGUCUUACUCUAACGAACAAAAUGGACAGGCUUUGGCCAACCUGAUUAGUCUUAAUCAUACACCAUUGAGAUUGAAACCAAACAAUCUUCAUAUAAUUCUAAACUAAAUUUAUGAAAUAAAAUGGAAGCAGUCACAUAAAAAUUUUCCCCAACAUGUAAACUGAUCAUCACAUCAUGUGCACAUCUUAUUUAUAUGAUGUUGUAGAUUAUAUUUCACAUCUAUGGUUUGAUUCUUGUAUCCAAGUGCGAGUGAAACAGACUACACCAGUUACCAUAGUCCUCAAGUAACAACUAAUAGGCUUACAAAGUUCAUUGCAUUCCUUGAUCUAGUCAACAAUAAACAGCUAAUACUAAGAGGCUUAUCAAGAUAUACUUUUCUAUAUGCAAAGAAAAGACAAAAAAAAAUAAGGUUGAACUUGAACAUUUCCUCCUUAUCAUGUGGAGCUCUGAAUACAGGUUAGCAUCAGAAUUCAUAAGUCAAAAAUGGGUGUUCUUAGCCUUUUGACAUCACUCACUUUCAUGUUUCUGUUUGCUCGGAAAUCCAUCGAAGCCCAAACACAACCGUCGUUCAAGUGCACGACUGACAAUGCUACAUGUGAGGCCUUAGUAGGAUAUGUGUCUCGUAACACUACUACACUUGCCCAUAUCCGGUCAUUAUUCCAGGUAAAAGACCUGAGUUCUCUUUUAGGAGUCAACCUUCUCCCUCCUUCGACGCCUGAAAACUUCACCGUCUAUAACAAUCAGACAGUCAAGAUUCCUUUCCCUUGCCGGUGCAUAAAUGGCGCUGGGAUCUCUGACAGAGUCCCCAUAUACACUGUUGAAAAGGGGGAUACUUUGUACAAUAUAGCAAAUAAGAUUUUCUCUGGUUUGGUGACUCAAAAUGGGGUUUAUUCUGGAUCAGUGACCUAUGAGCAGAUUCAGAAUGCAAAUCACAUCGAAAAUGGAAACUUGAUCUUGGUGGACGAGAAGCUGUGGAUUCCGUUACCCUGCAGCUGUGAUGAAGUCGAGGGGCAGAAGGUUGUGCAUUACGCACACGUGAUGGCACCAAAGAGCACCCUGAAUCAAGUUGCAGCCGAGUUUGGAACCACAAGCGAAACUUUAAUCAGCUUGAACAAUAUUACUGAUCCUACAACGAUACUAGCUGGGCAGAUCAUUGAUGUCCCUCUUAAAGGUCCAGUUCUGCAGAACCUUGCUACCCCUUCUGAAGCUGAUGGAGCAGUAAUGAAGAAAAUGGCUGGCACGCUGAAUCAAGUAUCGGGUUGGUCAGGCUCCAACUUCUGCAUCUGGUCUGGGGUUGUUUGCACGUACAAUGGGUUCGUGAGAUCUAUUAGCAUACCAUCCCAAAACAUAUCUGGAAGCCUUCCGGACGAUCUCAGUUCUCUUUCUCAGCUAACAACGAUCUCCCUCCAAAACAACCGCCUCUCGGGUUCUAUCCCAUCUUUUGCCAACCUUAAACUACUCCAAGAAAUACACCUCGACUCCAACAAUUUCUCGUCUGUUCCUCAUGGAGCAUUUUCUGGCCUUAAUCGCCUUCAAAUUCUUUCCAUAGACGACAACCCACAUCUCAAUCCAUGGACUUUCCCUGCAGAGUUGUCUGACUCUACAAUUUUGGUAGAAUUUUAUGCUAAAAAUACCAAUCUCAUUGGAAGCAUACCGGAUGUUUUUGAUUUCCUGAAAAGUUUGCAAACCCUGAGACUGUCGAAUAACAAUCUGACAGGACUGAUACCAAAUUCCCUUCAAAAAACCAAGAUGGAGAAUCUGUGGCUGGAAAAUCAAUAUAUAGGUCUCUCUGGCCCGCUUGAUGCACUUGCCGGAAUGAGCUUCUUAAAACAAGUUUGGCUACAGGGAAACAAGUUUACCGGCCCGAUUCCUGACCUUUCUAAUAGCACCGGCCUUUCUGUUCUACAACUGCAAAACAACUUAUUGACUGGAGUCGUCCCAUAA